Molecule: messenger RNA, 588 nt
Organism: Paraphaeosphaeria sporulosa
Lineage: Eukaryota; Fungi; Ascomycota; Dothideomycetes; Pleosporales; Didymosphaeriaceae
Exons: 1
Coding region: 1-588 (195 amino acids)
Biological process (GO): tRNA processing
Cellular component (GO): nucleolar ribonuclease P complex
Source: RefSeq, a predicted model, not a curated record
AUGGCCGCCGAUACGUCCGAAGCUCGAUUACGAUUCCUAAGAGAGGCAGCAUAUCAGCUCACUACGUCCGCGCCAACUGUAUCAGCUGCUCUUUCGUCACAUUAUAUCCAAUCUGUCAUUGGCGCCGACGACCUGCAACACGCGAAGAAGGAGUGGGACACACUGCGGCGCGAAGUAUGUGGUUCUUGCGGUAGCAUCUUGCUACCAGGAUGGUCAGCUUCUGUUUCCCAUUUGUCUCGUCGGGCCAGAGCGCAGAAACAACCUCCAAAGCCAGCAACGCUUCCGGGGAAGACACUCGUUUGCACAUGCUUACGAUGUGACCGGAAAUCAGUUCAGACUCUGCAGUCCAGGGCCCCUAAACAUGUUAUUUCGAAGCCUAUCCGCACAGAGACUGAGGCUACGAAGGCCCCGGAUGUACACAUGAAGAUCGGACACGAUCAAGAUAAAGUCAACAAGUCAGCGAACGCGACGAGCAAGCAGAGGAAGAAGUCUCGCAAAGGAGGUCUGCAGGCCAUGCUCGAAAAAACCAAAAAUCAAAGCUCGGGACAGGGUGGACUUGGACUCGACCUGAUGGACUUUAUGCAAUGA